This is a messenger RNA of Lodderomyces orthopsilosis Co 90-125, 3048 nucleotides long. RefSeq names its product tethering complex subunit (gene VPS11). The transcript has a single exon. Gene Ontology annotation, cellular component: endosome; HOPS complex. The record is from RefSeq and is a predicted model, not a curated record. Gene Ontology annotation, molecular function: protein-macromolecule adaptor activity; protein binding. Bases 1 to 3048 code for a protein of 1015 amino acids. Lineage: Eukaryota; Fungi; Ascomycota; Pichiomycetes; Serinales; Debaryomycetaceae. Gene Ontology annotation, biological process: endosome organization; organelle fusion; vacuole organization.
AUGUCUCUAUUAUCAACGUGGAGACAGUUUCAAUUAUUUGAUUUUAUUCCAAUACGAGAUCCAUAUUUGCAAUCACACGAUGCAUUAUAUUCAGAUCCCACGUUGAGUGCUAUAAACGCCACCAAAGCGUAUUUAGUUAUUGCCGUCAACAACUCAAUACUCAAGAUUAUAAAUCCUAAAAACAUGACCUGUGAGGGUCAAUUUCAAGCCUAUGACAUUGAUUAUAGGAUAACGUUUAUAGAGCCUGUGUUUAACUCGAGCAAUUUGGUUAUAACAUUGGCUGAAAAGCAAGGAUUUCCGCUGAUUAUCAAACUAUGGGACUUAACGAGGAUAUUAAAUAUAGAACAAUUGGAAGCAUCGGAGUACAAAUUUAAGUUUCAGACUCAAGUUGCCGUCACUGAGAAUAGUCGAGGCAAUGGAGCGCAAAGUGAAAAUUUCUUUCCAAUAAGUUGCUUCAAAUUCAAUUACGAUUUAACGUGUUUGGCGGUGGGAUAUACCAACGGAAAAGUCUUACUUAUCAGAGGAGAUUUGUUACGUGAUAGAGGAUCAAAACAGCGAGUCAUAUAUGAGAGUGUUGCUAAUGACCCAAUAACUGGUAUUCAAUUCAAUGAAGCAGAACAAAUACUUUAUGUCACUACAACUUCAAAAGUGUUGACGGUGUCCACCACUGGUCGAAAUCAUGGUAAGCCUUUGCGUGUACUAUCGCAGAAGUCGGGUGCAAAUUUGGAUUGUACUGCAGCAGGAAGCAAGCAGGAGUUGAUUGUCGGGCUUUCUGAUUCCAUAAGGUACUACAAUCCAACAGCAAAGCUAAAAACCAUCAAUUUCGAUGUUCCCAAAUCUAGAAUUGCAAGACUCCAUCAGUUUAUAUUGAUGGUGAGCUCAACAGAUAAUGAUAACCUGCAGAAAUUUCAAUCAAGGGUAAUCAUACUAGAUACCAGAAACAACCACAUUUCACUCAAUUUGUUGAUUCCGCAAAGUGUAAUCAAGUUCACCUUCAAAAUAAACAAUGAAAUUUACCUUUUGUCCAACGAUGGAGUGUUGUACAGACUCUAUGAGAAACCAAUUAAUCAACAGAUUGAACUCAUUUUACAGAGGGAGUUGUUCUCCGUAGCUUUUAAUUUGGCGAAGCAACUGAAACUUCCUUCUGAUACAUUGUUGAGGAUACAAACGUUACACGCGGACCACUUAUUUGAGGAACAAAAGUACGAUGAAUCAAUGGAUGUUUAUAUUAGCUGCCUCGGAUUGUUUGAGAAGGAGCCAGCCGAUAUCGGCAAGUCAGCUCCCAGUGAAGAUAGAGACGAUUUUAUUAUGAAUGUGGUUACCAAAUUCAAAGAAGCCAUCAAUACUGAGAAUAUGGUACGAUUCUUAGGAGAGUUAUAUGUAAUGUCCUUAGCCACUGUGGACCACAUUACUUUACUAUUGUGUUGCUUAUGUAAAUUGAAAAAUCUUGAUCAGAUCGAUUCUUUUAUCGAUGAGUUGGACUUGUCUAAUGAAAAUUUACAAGAAUUCAAUUUUCCCCUCAUUAUAAACUUGUUCAAAGAGUGUGGGUUCUACAGUCAAGUGCUAAGACUAUUAUACAAACUAAAUCAACCUAAUUUGAUUGUUGAAAUUCAGUUAUAUGAUUUGAAUAAACCAAAAUUGGCAUUGAAUUAUAUGAAGACGUUGAAAAUUGAUGACUUGCUAUUGAUAUUGAUUGAUCAAUCGAAAAAGUUGUUGGACUCUUGUCCUAUUGAAACAACAGAGCUUUUGAUCAAUGUGUUUACCGGGAAAUACCAAGCUACUGAGUCCUCACAGGGUCCUUCAACAACGGCACCAGAGGGUAAAACAGAGUAUGAUGAAAAGGGAGGGGAGAGUAUGAUUGAAUUGACGAACUACAAAGCAUUUUUAAAUUACUUGACUCUUCGUGGCGGCGAUUCAGAAAAUGAGAAAACAGAGGAAGCAUCGUCCAGUCUCACAAAAGAGCCUACAUACCUACCUCCAAAACCAAACUUGAUCUACUCCAGCUUUACCAAUCAUCCACACGAGUUUGUAAUCUUCCUUGAGGCGUGUAUUGAAGCAUUGGAUAAAUAUCAGGGUAACCUAAUGGAUAAAAAGGAGGUGUUGAUAACAUUACUUGAAAUGUAUCUUUCAUUGAAUAAGAAAACAGAUGAAUCAGGGUGGCUAGAGAAAGCACAAUCUAUAAUUGAUCAGUAUGGUGACUUACUAGAUGACGAUUCAUUGUUGUUGUUGAGCCAUUUGUAUAACUUCAAACCAGGUGAAAUCAAAGCAAGAGAGGACAAUGGAGACGAAGAAGGCAUAUUUAUAUCCUACAAGAUAGAUGAAAAUGUUGAAGGUUGUUUUAAAGUAUUGCAGAAAUAUGGUCAAGCCAAGCCACAGCUUUAUAAAAUGAUGCUCGAAUUUAUUGUUUCCAAACGUGAGAUUUAUGAGAAGGUUAAUCAUGAUGACAUACAGGAAAUAUUACAACAGAUCAAGAAAUUCAAGUUGUUAGAUCCUCUUGAGUUGAUUAGUUUGCUCAAUGGCGGCGAAUCCAAUGAUAGUGAAUUUGUAACAUUUGGUGUUGUCAAGGAUUAUUUACUCCAAUAUUUCACAACUCAAGAACAAGAAAUCACCAAUAACGAAAAACUUAUUGAAAUGUAUGAACAUGACUCUACCAAGAAUUCCUACAAAUUAUCCGAAUUGACACAUCCAUUUGUCAUUCAGAAUAAUAAAUGUUCAGCAUGUCAAUUGAAGUUGGAUUUCCCCAUGGUUCAUUUCAAAUGUAAACAUUCAUUCCAUCAGAAAUGUUUAUCAUCUAGUCUUGUUGCGAAGCCCACAAGUAAUGGAAAUUCUCAUUAUGUUGAUGAUGGAAGUGAGCAUGGACCAAGGUGUCCUAUUUGUGCACAAGAUAUUAUUGAUGUUAAUGACGUUAAGCAAAGUCAGUAUAGGAUGAAGGAAAACGUAGACUUCUUUGUAAAAUCCUUGCACGAAAGUACUGAUACAUUUAAAUUCAUAUCUGAGUAUAUUGGGAAAGGGGUUAUGGAAGAUGAAUCAGUUAGCAUUGAUCAGUAG